CCAUAAUUUCUUAACCGGUGCGCGCGUGUGUGUAUGUGUAUGUGUGUAUGUGUGUGUGUGCGGCCCCCCUCCCUCCUCCCCAUCCCUCCCCAGGAAAUCAAAUGUCAUUACCGGACGCGGGAUAAUUUGGGCGAUCACUCCUGCUCUCUUUUAUUUUUUUAAAUUAUUAUUAUUAUUAUUAUUAUUAUUAUUUUUUGACAAUGCCAGCGGCGGGGACCGGCCGCACCUUCACCACCACCACCACUAACACCGUGAUCGGAUCCUCGGCGCCGCCGCUGCUGCUGCUCCUGCUCCCCGCUGAAGACGCCUCCUAAGCCUCCUGCUCGGAUGGUUUAGCUCGCAGAGACUGCAGCUGUCAUUGAUCCUCUGCCAGCCUGAUAGUAAAGGAAUAAAUUCGCCAAGAUGAUGUGCGAGGUGAUGCCCACCAUCAGCGAGGACACGGCGCUGAGCCAACGCGGCUCUCAGAGCAGCGCCUCGGACCCGGACUCCCACUUUGAGCAGCUGAUGGUCAACAUGUUGGACGAGAGGGACCGGCUGCUGGACACGCUGAGAGAGACCCAGGAGAGCCUCGGUUUGGCCCAGCAGCAUCUUCAGGACGUCAUCUACGACCGCGAUUCUCUGCAGCGCCAGCUCAGCUCCGCCCUGCCGCAGGAGUUUGCGGCGCUGACCAAGGAGUUGAACGCCUGCAGGGAGCAGCUGCUGGAGAAGGAGGAGGAGAUCUCUGAGCUCAAGGCCGAGAGGAACAACACCAGGCUACUCUUGGAGCAUCUGGAGUGCCUGGUGUCCAGACACGAGCGGUCACUCCGUAUGACCGUGGUCAAGCGGCAGGCUCAGUCACCCUCGGGUGUCUCCAGUGAAGUCGAGGUCCUCAAAGCUCUCAAGUCCUUGUUCGAACACCAUAAAGCCCUAGAUGAGAAGGUAAGAGAGAGACUACGAGUGUCGCUGGAGAGGGUGUCCGCCUUGGAGGAGGAGCUCACAGCAGCCAAUCAGGAGAUCGUGGCCUUACGGGAACAAAAUGCUCACAUUCAGAGAAAAGUGGCUUCCGGAGAGGGUGGAGAGGACAUACUGGAAGGCAGCGAAGCUCAACAGAAGGUCCAUGGCAAGCGUCUGUCCAACGGCUCUCUGGAGUCGGCCCACGAGGCGAGCCAGGUGGUGGAGCUGCAGGACCUGCUGGAGAAGCAGAACUACGAGCUGGCGCAGAUGAAGGAGCGCAUGUCCUCCCUCUCCUCCCGGGUCUCCGAGGUGGAGCAGGAGCUGGAGACUGCCCGCAAGGACCUCAUCAAAUCAGAGGAGAUGAACAACAAGUACCAGAGGGACAUCAAAGAGGCCAUGUGUCAGAAAGAGGACAUGGAGGAACGCAUCGUAACGUUGGAAAAACGCUACCUGAGCGCGCAGCGGGAGUCCACCUCGGUGCACGACAUCAACGACAAACUGGAGAACGAGUUGGCCAAUAAGGAAGCGUUCCUCAGACAGAUGGAGGAGAAGAACAGGCAGCUACAGGAGAGGUUGGAGCUGGCCGAGCAGAAGCUCCAGCAGACCAUGAGAAAGGCCGAGACGUUGCCGGAGGUCGAGGCCGAACUGGCCCAGAGGAUAGCGGCCCUCACCAAGGCGGAAGAGCGUCACGGGAGCAUUGAGGAGCGAAUGAGGCACUUGGAAUGCCAGCUGGAGGAGAAGAACCAGGAGCUGCUAAGGGCUCGACAGAGAGAAAAGAUGAACGAGGAGCACAACAAGCGGCUCUCGGACACGGUGGACCGACUCCUCACAGAGUCCAACGAGCGUCUUCAGCUCCACCUGAAGGAGAGGAUGGCAGCUCUGGAAGAAAAGAAUCUGUUGAUCCAAGACUCUGAAGGUUACAGAAAACAGUACGAGGAGUCGAUCCAAGAAAAAUCGCAGCUGGCAGAGGAGAUCGAGAAACUGAGGUCGGAGCUCGACCAGUUCAGAUUGAGGGCAGGCUCCCUCACAGAACCCACCCUGUCACGGUCUCAUCUGGACACGUCGGCUGAGCUCCGAUUCUCGUUGGGAUCUCUGGCUGAAACCCAGUCGGACCACUACCGCUCAGCCAAGGUCAUCCGCCGGCCGAGGAGAGGCCGAAUGGGUCUGCGUGAAACCAAGGCUAAAUCGUUGGGGGAGCACGAAUGGCGCUCGCAGCAGCUCGGGGUCCUGGGUGGCCACCACUUCGAGAGCGACACGGAGAUGUCGGACAUCGACGACGACGACAGGGAAACGUUGUUCAGCUCCAUGGAUCUGCUCUCGCCCAGCGGCCACUCCGAUGCACAAACUCUGGCCAUGAUGCUGCAGGAGCAACUGGACGCAAUCAACAAAGAGAUUCGGCUGAUCCAGGAGGAGAAGGAGUCGACGGAGCUGCGGGCGGAGGAGAUUGAAAACCGGGUGGCCAGCGUCAGCCUCGAGGGCCUCAACCUGGCUCGAAUGCACCACCACGGAGCCUCCAUCACUGCCUCGGCCACCGCCUCUUCCUUGGCCUCCUCCUCCCCGCCCAGCGGACACUCUACCCCCAAACUCGACCCUCGAAGCCCCGCACGGGACAUGGAGCGCAUGGGGGUGAUGACACUGCCCAGCGAUCUGAGGAAACACAGGAGAAAGAUCGCAGCGGUGGACGAGGACGGCCGCGAGGACAAGGCCACCAUAAAGUGCGAGACAUCUCCACCUGCGACGCCGCGCACCGUCCGAAUGACGCACACACUGCCAGCCUCCUCGCACAACGACGCACGAGGGAUCGUGGCCUCUCUGGAGGCAGAGGCCAGCGCACUGAGCAGCGUAGCCAGCAGCCAAGACUCCCUCCACAAGCAGCCAAAGAAGAAGGGCAUCAAAUCCUCCAUCGGACGGCUUUUUGGCAAGAAGGAGAAAGGCAGACUGGCACAUCUGGCGCACAGACACGUCAUGGUCGAUCCACAAGCGACGAUGAUGGACCCGGACAUGGCGGGCCAGGACAUGGGGGUGGGCAAGCUGGGAACGCAGGCGGAGAAGGACCGCAGGUUGAAAAAGAACGGACACGAGCUAUUGGAGGAGGCCAGGAGAAAGGGUUUACCUUUCGCCCAAUGGGACGGGCCCACAGUCGUAGCCUGGCUGGAGCUGUGGUUGGGAAUGCCGGCGUGGUACGUGGCGGCAUGCCGCGCCAACGUGAAGAGCGGCGCCAUCAUGUCGGCCCUGUCCGACACGGAGAUCCAGAGGGAGAUCGGCAUCAGUAACCCGCUGCACCGGCUCAAGCUUCGCCUCGCCAUCCAGGAGAUGGUCUCCCUCACCAGCCCAUCUGCACCGCCCACCUCCAGAACCCCGUCAGGCAAUGUAUGGGUGACCCAUGAGGAGAUGGAGACCAUGGCAGCCCCUUCCAAAACGAAGUCACAGUCUGAAGAGGGGAGCUGGGCACAGACUCUAGCGUAUGGCGACAUGAACCACGAGUGGAUAGGGAACGAGUGGCUGCCCAGUCUAGGACUACCUCAGUACCGCAGCUACUUCAUGGAGUGCCUGGUGGAUGCGCGCAUGCUGGACCACCUCACCAAGAAGGACCUGAGGGUGCACCUCAAAAUGGUGGACAGCUUCCACAGAACAAGUUUACAGUAUGGUAUCAUGGGUCUGAAGAAGCUCAACUAUGACCGGAAAGAACUGGAGAGACGCAGAGAGCACAGCCAGCAUGAAAUGAGAGACGUACUGGUGUGGAGUAACGAGCGGGUCAUCCGCUGGGUGCAGAGCAUAGGCCUGAGGGACUACGCCAACAUCCUGCUGGAGAGCGGCGUACACGGAGCUCUGGUCGCCUUGGACGACAACUUCGACUACAUCAGUCUCGCGCUGCUCCUCCAGAUCCCCAACCAAAACACUCAGGCACGUCAGAUUCUGGAGCGAGAGUACAAUAAUCUGCUGGCGCUGGGCACCGACAGGAGACUGGAUGAGUGUGACGACAAAGACUUCAGAGGUCCGUCGUGGAGGAGUAGGCAGUUCCCGCCCCGUGACGUUCACGGUAUAAGUAUGAUGCCCGGGUCAGCAGAGACGCUCCCUGCUGGAUUCCGUCUCACAGCGACGUCCGGUCACUCCCGAAGACUUCCCCCCGAGGUCCUCUAUGAGGCGCUGGAUGACAGUCCUGACGACAUGUAUUUGGAUUGGUUUCAAGUCGGACCCUCUGCAGUGCAGCGGCUGGACAGCUCCACGGUGAGAACCUACUCCUGCUGAGAGGAGGAGGAAGAGAGAGGGACCUUAAACUGUACGCUGUACAGUUCUGAAUGGAGAUGAACUAGGGGAGCUGCUGGACGGGCCAACCUGCCGAGGAACAAACCAUUCUGAUGACACGCACUGCCAAGAAGCCCUGCUCCCCUCUCCUCCCUGACCCCUUCCCCUUCCCUUCCUGCCCCCAUAACGUGGGCACCAGAUGCCGGUGCUAAACUGUCCUGCAGGCCACCCCCGUUGUCACCAUUUCUACCUUUUACAUGUACAGUAAAACUUGUCGAAGCAUAACGUACUGUGUAUUUCUUCUACAGGAGAUGUGUAGGUUUAUCUGUACAUAAAUAUGCCAUUUUUUUAAUAUAUACACACACAUCUAUGUAUAAAUAAAAAAGUGAAAAAAAAAAAAAAAGAUAUUCAGAGUUUGUGCAAAAAAAAUGUCCCUGCCACCUCAUUUAGUGGACCAUAGAUUAAUAUAUGCUGCUCUUAAAACUGUCUCCAUAUUACCCCCCUCCUGUCCCUCUAGAUCAUUUUGUACAUAUGGUUUUAUUUUUUCAUUGUGCUGAUGAUGAUGAAGAUGAUGAUGAACCUGUGCUGCACCAUGGAGAGACAGGAAGUCUGGAUGUUGUGUGAAAACCUGCCCUCUAGUGGUGGACAGAAGCCACUCUGAGCCCUUCCCCAAAACGAACUUCAUCAUCCUUUCUUACGGACUCACAAAAAAACAAAAAAGAGGACACGUCGACGCACUGGGACGACACGACAAAGCACUUUGAUACAACCGCAUCAACUCAAUGGACUAUUCAAGUAGCCAAGGACAAAAAAAAAAAAA
Molecule: messenger RNA, 4999 nt
Organism: Larimichthys crocea (large yellow croaker)
Lineage: Eukaryota; Metazoa; Chordata; Actinopteri; Sciaenidae
Gene: ppfia2
Product: PTPRF interacting protein alpha 2
Exons: 33
Coding region: 403-4182 (1259 amino acids)
Biological process (GO): synapse organization
Cellular component (GO): presynaptic active zone
Molecular function (GO): protein binding
Source: RefSeq, a predicted model, not a curated record